This is a messenger RNA of Sebastes umbrosus (honeycomb rockfish), 3083 nucleotides long. RefSeq names its product kinesin-like protein KIF3B. The record is from RefSeq and is a predicted model, not a curated record. NCBI's taxonomy places the organism in Eukaryota, Metazoa, Chordata, Actinopteri, Perciformes, Sebastidae. The transcript is spliced from 8 exons. Gene Ontology annotation, molecular function: microtubule binding; microtubule motor activity; ATP binding. Gene Ontology annotation, biological process: microtubule-based movement. Bases 392 to 2674 code for a protein of 760 amino acids.
CCUCCAUAUCCAGGUGCUGGUUGGAGGGUAAUUAAUCUCGGUUACAGAAUGAGAGCAUCGCUGUGAACCAGGAGGAGAUUUUGCUCCAAUCAGAUUGGUCGCGCAGGUCACAUGUGUGGUGUCUAUUGUCCGCAGAGCAGGGUGUGUACAGCAGGGAAGCUGUGUGGGCUGGGCCGGCCUGUUUCUCCUCAGCAUCCUCUAACAUCUUGUGACACAUCGCUUCUAUUCGGAGGGAUGAGGGCGGAGAUGAUGGAGAUGAGGAUGAAGGAAGCUGCUCACAUGAGGUAGGAAAGGAAAGUGAAGCUGCUGCUGCACCUGCAAGGAGAAAGAGAGGACCGCGCCCUAGAAGAGGAAAAUGGCUUUUUAUCGUUUUUAUUUCUGACUAAAAAAGAUGUCUAAAAGCAAAAUAUGCGAGUCUGUGAGGGUGGUGGUUCGCUGUCGGCCGUUCAGCAGGAGAGAGGAGACACCAGACUGUGAAAACAUCCUGCAGAUUGAUGACAGACUGGGGCAGAUCACCCUGAGGAAACCAAAAGCACCACCUGAUGAGCCAAUGAAAGUAUUCACCUUUGAUUCAGUGUACGGCUGGGAGUCAAAGCAGAGAGACAUCUAUGACGAUGCUGUGAGACCUCUGGUGGAGUCUGUACUCCAGGGCUUUAAUGGGACCAUAUUUGCAUAUGGACAGACUGGGACAGGUAAGACACACACCAUGCAAGGGGUGUCAAACGACCCAGACAUGAGAGGGGUCAUACCAAAUUCAUUCCAGCACAUUUUCACCCAAAUAUCCAGGACUCAGAACCAGAAAUACCUGGUGAGGUCAUCGUAUCUUGAGAUCUACCAGGAGGAAAUCAGAGAUCUGCUGUGCAAAGACAACAACAAAAAGCUGGAGCUUAAGGAGAACCCUGAUUUUGGUGUUUAUGUGAGAGAUCUGUCCUCAGUGGUCACGAAGAACGCCACUGAGAUUGAGCAUGUGAUGAACAUAGGCAACCAGUCCAGGUCUGUGGGGUUCACCAACAUGAACGAACGCAGCUCUCGGUCCCAUGCCAUUUUUCUCAUAACCGUGGAGUGCAGUGAGGCAGGGCCAGAUGGCGAGGACCACAUCCGAGUUGGGAAGCUCAACAUGGUUGACCUGGCUGGCAGCGAGCGCCAGAAAAAGACAGGUGCGAAAGGGAAGCGAUUAAAGGAAGCAGCCAAGAUCAACCUGUCCCUGUCAGCGCUGGGGAAUGUCAUCUCGGCUUUAGUGGACGGGAAGAGCACCCACGUCCCGUACAGAGACUCCAAACUGACCCGCUUGCUCCAGGACUCACUGGGGGGCAACGCAAAGACAGUCAUGAUAGCAACAGUGGGGCCGUCGCACAAGAACUUUGAUGAAUCCCUGGCCACGCUGAGGUACGCCAGCCGGGCCAAGAACAUAAAGAACAAACCUCGGAUUAACGAGGAUCCCAAAGAUGCCCUGCUGAGGGAGUUCCAGGAGGAGAUUGCACGCUUGAAAGCCCAACUGGAGGAGCGAGGGAUGCUGGCGAAGGAGAGGAGGAGGAGGAGGAACAGCAAAAGACUGAGUAAAAGCAUGGCUGGUGUGGACGAGGAGAUGUUCAGAGAGAGGGAUGCGGAUGUGUGGAAGGCUUUUGAGGAUGAACCAGAGGUGAGACAUCAUGUGAAAGAUGGAGGUGACAUCCCCAAAGCUCUGAGCUGCCUGGGGAACGGCGAGAAGUUAAAGCACCUGAAUGAAAACAGGAAAAGUUUAGUGGACAUGCAGUGGGAUCAAGAUGCUGUGGAGAAGAUCAUUGAGAAAUAUAAGGCGAUGGAGAGCAAACUGUUAGUGGGAGGAAAGACUAUAAUUGAUCACACCAAUGAGCAGCAAAAGAUGCUGGAGCUGAAGAGGCAAGAAAUUGCAGUACAGAUAAGACGAGAGCGAGAGAUGCAGCAGCAGAUGAUGUUGCAGGACGAGGAGACCUUGGAGAUGAGAGAGACGUUCUCCUCCCUGCAGCAGGAGGUGGAACAUAAGACUAAAAAGCUGAAGAGGUUGUAUGCCAAACUGCAGCUGGUGAGGGCGGAGACGAGAGAUGUCAUUGAUGAACACGUGAUAACCAGACAGGAGCUUGAACAGACACAGACUGAACUCACCAGAGAACUCAAGUACAAAUAUCUCUUGAUUGAGAACUUCAUACCUCCAGAAGAAAAGAACAAGAUCAUGCACAGGCUGCACUUCGACAGGGAGGAGGAUCAGUGGAGACUCCAGCCGGUCAUCCCAUCAGAGAGUGCACCCACUCAGGUCAAGAGAAGGCCUCUCUCAGCUGUGGGAUACAAGAGGCCAAUCAGCCAAUAUGCACAGAUGGCUGUUUCCACGGCAACUGGGGCCCCAUCUAGAUACCAGGCUGAGAACAUAAUGCUGUUGGAGUUAGACAUGUCUCCACCGACCAUGUUCACCUUGAACCUUAACGGCGCUCAUCUGGAGAGAGCCUUUACUCCCAGGCUGCUGGGGGAUUUUCUGGUAACUGUUCCCAUCAGAGAGAGGAGCGCUGCAUCGUCUCGGGUCAGGAAAUCCCAAUCCUGGUAUCAGGCACCGCAAGCAGCAUCCAUGGCAUCAUCCUCAUCAUCCACCACUCUGACAUCAGCAUCUCAGAGACGAAGACCGUCUUCUGCUGCCUAUCUUCCAUCAGAUCAGACAAGCCCCUGAUAUGUGUCAACACAACGGUACACAGGGCUGGCCUUAGUUUAAGGUGGCACAAAGGACGAGGAGGAGACAUGGGAAGAAAUAUUUUGCCUUGAUUUUAAAUUAAUUUCACAUCUUUUUUUUUUUUUAGAAAGAAUCACUUUAGUAAGCAUGUAUUUAACUUAAUCGGGAAGACAGUAGCCUAAAAACUAUGUAGUUUCUCUUGGCUUAGCAUAGUCUCAAUGGAUAGCACAGUCAAACAUCUGAAACCAGACAUAUAGUGAAUUGUUUGGAGGGUAUUUACAGUUCUUAUUUUUAAAGGGACUGUUUGUAACUUCUUACACGUAUAAAUCACCCGGGUCGGUGUCCCAUGCGCGCUUGUGUGUGGCUACGCUGUUCAGACAAGACUCCAACACAAUCUACACGGAAGCAC